AUGGCGCAGCCGCUUGAGGCGACGCAACCGCUGCUGCCCUGGCGGCGGCGGCCCGCGGCGCAGCGGAGCGAGGAGCGCGUCGCGAGGCUCCGCUGGCUCGGCGCCUUCGUCGGCGUCGGCGCGCUCGCGACCAUCGCCCUCGCCGCCGCCGGUGGAGCGACGCCGCCGGACGCCACGCCGCGCCUCGCGGCCGCCGUCGCCGCCAAGACCUGCGAGACGUCGUCGGUCUGCGCGUCGAGCGCCGGCUUCUUCGCGUCGCUCUGCGGCGGCGCGUGCGGCGGCGACCGGCCCUGGGCGCGGUCGUGCGCGUGGCAGGCCGUCGCGGACCUCGAGGCGGUCUGCGCGGGCACGUUCUCGCCCGCGGCGCCGGCGGGCCCGACCUGCGAGCGCGACGCCGUGCGGGACAACUGCGGCGGCCGCGCCGAUCGCUGCGAGGCCGCGCUCGCGCGCGGCGGCGCCGUCGAGGCGCUCGACGGCCACCUGCCCGAGCUCUGCGCGGCGGCGGGCGCGCCCCUCGACUGGGCGCCGGCCGUCGACGUCGCGCCGGGCGUCACCGAGCUCGCCUGGCGCGCGCGGUCCGCGGAGCGCGGCGGCGGCGCCGUCGCGAUCGAGGAGCACUACCUCGACGGCGACUCGCCGCUGCUCAGCCAGACGUUCCAGAAGCAGGCCUACGCCUACUGGCGCUUCGCGCUCAACGGCGACGUCCAAACGGGCCCCUCCGUCGAGGCGACGACGCGCGUCUACGCGACGCGCGCCGCGUUCUUCGCCGCGCUCGAGCGCAAGAGAUUGAACGCGGGCGCGCUCGUGUUCCUCGACGUGCUCUACGAGGGCUUGGACACGGCCUACGAUCGCGCCGCCCUCGCCGACACCCACGUGCUGGACCACGGCGACCUGCCCGAGUCGGCCUGCGGCGCCAAAGAUCCCGCGACGGACCUCGACUACGUCUGCGCGUACCAGCACACGCCCGACGUGCUCCGGCGGAGCUCGCUGCUCCGCGCGCUGUUCGCCUACGAGACGCCCCUGGUCCUCGUCCUCGCGGGCGACGCGGACUGCCGCCUCAAGGACCUGCCGACGACGACGCACCACCGCCUCGUCUUCCCCAACGACGGGUCGUGCGCGACGCAGGUCGACGCGGACCCGGCGCGGCGCCUCUGGUGGCCCGAGGGCCUCGAGGGCCUCGACGACCCGGCGCGCGACCGCGGGCCCCAGCACGGCCCGCGCGGCUUCGCCGCGGACGCGCGCGCGCUCACGGCCGCGCCCGCCGCGGGCCUCGAGGCGCGGCCCUUCCUCUUCGACUGCGGCCUCACGGUGACGCCCCGGAAGCCGUCGCGCGAGACGCUCGUGGCGUCCCUGAAGGCCGGCGGGGCCGACGAGCUCCAGGGCCUCGCGCGCGCCGCGGGCCGCCGCGCGCGGUUCUCCUCGUCGGCGACGGGAACCGCGCCGGAGCCGACAACUUACGGCUUCGACACGGGCGCCGGCGACGCCGCGGGCGGCGACGGCGCCGCGGUCUUCGCCCUGGCCCCCGCGGGCGACACGUGGUCGUCGGGCCGAGUCGUCGAGGCGCUGCUCCGCGGCGCGAUCCCCGUCGUCGACGCGACGUACGCGAGCGACGGGGUCAGCGCCAAGGGCUGCGCCGACGCGGCCAAGUUCUGGCGCGAGGGCGAGGCGGGCUUCGCGGAGCGGGCGCCCUUCGUCUUCGUCGACGACUGGGACCGCCUCGCGGACGCGCUCCGCGGCUUCGGUGCGGAGGACGACGCCGAGCUACGGCGGCGCCUCGGCGCCGUCCGGAGCUACCGCGGCCGCCUCGAGGCCCAUCUCCGGCGGCGGACGCUCGCCGCCGUCGCCGACGCGCGCGCGGACACGGCCGCGACGACGUGCGCGGCCGCGGCGUUCUCAACGCGCGAGCGCGCGGACCUCGACGCCGCGGCCGCGGCCUACUACUCCGACCCGGCCUGGUUCGCGUCCUUUCCGGACGGGCCGGCCUACCCGGGCUCGGGUUCAGGCGCCUGUACGUACCGCCUCUGCCUCGUCGUCUUCGCGGCCAUCAUGCGGCGGCUCCUCGGGCGCGUCGGCGCGGCGGGCCUCGCGAGCGUCGCGUCGUCGCGGCCCGCCUGGAGCAACGGCGGCCAGUGCGUCGCCGAGGCCGAGGAGGAGGAGGAGUACGCGCUGCCGAAGCUGGGCCUGCGGCGGGAGCGGCGCGUCGCCGACGUCGUCUACGACAGCGUCAUCGUCGGCUGCGGCGUGAGCGGGACGGCGGCCCUCGUCGCCCACGGCGCCCGCGGCGGCGGCCGGUCGUGCCUCGUGCUCGACGGCGACGCGGACGCGAUCGCGCGGUGCCGGCGGCUCGGCGGCGCGGGCGUGACGUGCCUCCGGGAGCGCGCCGCGCGCGUGGACCCGGCGCGGAAGCGCGUGGAGACGGCGGGCGGCGGGUCCUACGCCUACGGGGGCAAGCUGCUCGUCGCGUCGGGCGGCGCGGCGCCCGUGCCGCCCGAGGGCUUCGUCGACGGCGCCGCGGACGCGCUCGUGCGGGUCCUGGGCCUCGGCGAGUCGUCGGACGCCGCCGUCGAGGCCGAGGCGCUGGCGCUGGCGGCCCGGGGCGGCGAGGUCGCCGUGAUCGGCGGCUCGUGGCAGGCCGCCGCGCUCGCGGGCCGGCUCGCGCGCGCGGGCCCGCGGAGCCGCGAGGCGUCGGGCCACAGCGGCAGCGCGGCGACGCUCGUCUUCCCGGAGCAGACGCCCGUCGGCGCGCGGCUGCCCAAGGCCCUGGGCCUCAAGCUGCGCAAGCGCCUCGAGAAGCGGGGCGUCGCCGUCGUCGGGCACAGCCAGGUCCGCUACGUCGGCCCGUCCGCGUCGACCCGGCGCUGCCUGCUCUACCUGGGCCGCGUCGACGACGCGCUCAAGACGUCGCAGGCCUACGCGGACCUCGUCGUCGUCGCCGGCGGCGAGCACGUGCCGCCGGCCGAGGUGUCCGCGCGCGACGCGCUCUGCGCGCCGCGCGGCGCGCAGGUCGCGUCCGCGACGAAGCCCACGGACCUCGACGGCCCGCCCGGGGCGAAGCGGCCCAUCUUCGUCAACGAGGAGCUCGCGGCGAACUCGACGAUCCUCGCCUGCGGCGACGCGGCCGCGACGCCGUGCCGCCUCGCGGCCGCGACGGCCGCGGCCGCCGCGGCGGCGACCGUGGGCCACCGGGCCUGCACCAUCGCCAACGACGCGGGCGUCCACCACGCCGAGGCGACGGGCGCCGCCGCCGGCGACCACCUGGCGACGCUCGACGGCCGCGGCGCGGCCGCCGUCGUCGCGCGGCUCUCGCCGACGGUCGUCGCGGACUUCGGCGACGCGCUGGGCCUCCACGUGACGCUCGUGGGCAAGUGCGACGCGACGCUCGAGGCGCACCACUUCUACGGCAAGCACGUGAACGUCGCCGUCUACGUCGAGAAGUCCGCGUCGACGGACGACGGCGGGCCGAGCCGCCGCGCGCCCGUCGGCGUCGUCUUCUGGGCGUCGGGCCCCGCCGUCGACGCGGACGCCUGCGGCCGCGCGGCGGCGGCGGCGCGCGACGCGCUGGCGGUGCUCGCCGACGCGCCGGCGCCCUACGACGACGAGCACCCGGACCGGCUCUGGGAGCUCGACCUCGAGAACCUGCGGACGCUCCUCGACGAGUGCCUCGCGGCGAGUGGCACGGACGAGCGCGCCUUCCGCCACGCCCACGUCAUCUCCCGCGCGGACCGCCUCGGCCCGCGCUUCUACGACGGCCUCGGCGCCGCGGACACGGCGCUCUUCUCCCGGGGCAAGAACUCGAAGAUGGCCGACCGCGUCUCGCGCGCCUACGCGUCGGGCGUCGUCCACGGGCCGGGCGACGCGGCGCCGCGGUCCUUCGCGCCGCGGGGGCGGGGCGACGACGACGCCGCCGAGGACGACUGGGUCGCCCUCGCCGCGCGCCGCGCGCCCUCGGUGUCCCUCGCGGCCGCGCGGCGGCGGCAGACCAAGAAGCUCGCCGCGCGCAACCUAACCCCCUAG
Messenger RNA from Aureococcus anophagefferens, 4014 nucleotides. RefSeq lists its product as hypothetical. The record is from RefSeq and is a predicted model, not a curated record. Gene Ontology annotation, cellular component: cytoplasm; mitochondrion. The transcript is spliced from 2 exons. Gene Ontology annotation, biological process: mitochondrial respiratory chain complex assembly; programmed cell death. Gene Ontology annotation, molecular function: NAD(P)H oxidase H2O2-forming activity; FAD binding. Bases 1 to 4014 code for a protein of 1337 amino acids. NCBI's taxonomy places the organism in Eukaryota, Pelagophyceae, Pelagomonadales, Pelagomonadaceae.